AUGUUUAAAAAAGGUUCCACAUUUCAGAUUGUGAAUAGAGUUGGUGAAGGAAGUGAUGAAGAUAUACUGAUCACAGACGCUGAUGCGAACAAACAGUGGAGUGUCCGCAAGGAUGCAAUUCAAUUUCCAAUAGUUUCCUCAUCGAGCACUCUUCAAAUGCAGUACACACGGACACGUGGUAAUCCAGAAGUGGUUCUACUUGUACUCUUCUUGGACGGUGAUUAUUUUCAAUUCUCUUUGCAAUUUCCGUCAGCCUCAUCUUAA
Anisakis simplex (herring worm) is the source of this 264-nucleotide messenger RNA. Lineage: Eukaryota; Metazoa; Nematoda; Chromadorea; Rhabditida; Anisakidae. The record is from the annotation of a GenBank genome assembly.